This is a messenger RNA of Menidia menidia (Atlantic silverside), 4760 nucleotides long. NCBI's taxonomy places the organism in Eukaryota, Metazoa, Chordata, Actinopteri, Atheriniformes, Atherinopsidae. The record is from the annotation of a GenBank genome assembly.
ACGCCCAGUCAUGUAACUCAAAGCGCUCCUGGGACUCAGAAUGGCACCUUGUGACAAGCAGCAAGAUGAAAUUUGACAGCAUACUUUCUGAAAUCAAUGGAUUUGGAAAAUUCCAAAUUACCUUAUUCUUAAUUCAGAUGUUAUCAAGAAUUACUCUGCCAUGUCAUUUCCUGCUGAACAACUUCAUGGCAGCCGUUCCAUCUCACCACUGCGACAUCAGCUCCCUGGAGGAUGGAGGUGUGUUCGGAAACUUGACAGAUGGAGAGAAACUGGCAGUCAGUAUUCCGGCUGAGCGUGACGGAACUCUGAGCUCCUGUACGAUGUUUGCAAAACCACAGUAUCAGUACUUGCCAGGAUCAAACAGUAGUGAGGAAGCUUUUCCUGUUAAGUGUCAAAAUGGAUGGAGCUAUGACAAUAGGACAUUUAAAUCUACUUUGGUAACGGAGUGGGAUCUGGUGUGUCACAGGAAAGGGAUGAACAAAGCAACAGCUACCAUUUUUUUCAUUGGUGUCAUGAUUGGAGCCCCACUGUUUGGGUUUCUCAGUGACAGGUUUGGGCGAAGGCCAGUGCUGCUUCUCUCAUAUCUAUCCUCCUUGACGUUUGCAGUUCUGAGUGCGUUUUCCAUGUCCUAUGUCAUGUUCAUCAUCAUGAGAUUUUUUACCGGGAUGUCCCUUGCAGGAAUAAGUAUUAUCUCCAUUGCCUUAAAUGUUGAGUGGUGCAGCAUUGAACGCAGGACUUUCUCUGGCGUAAUCAUAAGCCUGGAUUGGACUCUUGGGAACUGGAUGUUGGCCGGCAUUGCUUUCUUUGUAAAUGAGUGGAGGAUGCUCAUUCUUGCUGUGACUUCUCCCCUGGUUUUAGCCAUUAUUGCAUGGCGGUGGCUUCCAGAAUCUGCAAGGUGGCUCAUGGCAAAAGGGAAAACAGAAGCUGCUCAUCAUUACAUCGUGCAAUGCGCUAAGAUGAACAACAGAUCCAAAUGUAUCUCCACCCUCACACCAGGGACUUUACUGGAAUCUGCAGAAGUUCAAACUGGAAAUAAGAAGUACACUGUCUUAGAUCUUUUUAGAUCUCCAAAUAUUAGAAAACUUGCAAUAUGCUCAGGAAUUGUUUGGUAUGGAGUUGCAUUUACAUAUUAUGGAAUAAGUCUGAAUAUCACAGGGUUUGGACUGAACCCAUACCUUACACAGUUUAUAUUUGCAUCCAUUGAAAUGCCCAUGAAGAUUGGUGUCUAUUUCUGCUUGGAGAAACUUGGCAGAAGGCACUGUGAGAUGGCAGCCUUACUGUCCACUGGUGUCUGCCUCUUCAUCAACAUAUUUGUGUCAAUAGAUCAUGUGGUCAUUCGUACCGUUGUGGCAGUCAUUGGAAAAUCCAUGUCAGAGGCCUCAUUCACAAUAAUGUUUCUCUAUACCACUGAACUAUAUCCAACAGUUGUGAGACAAAACGGUUUAGGCUACACCUCGUUCAUGGCACGACUGGGCGUGUCCAUAUCCCCGCUCGUCAUGCUGUUGGAUGAUGUGUGGCAUCUCCUCCCCGCGGCCACGUACUGUGCAGUGGCAGUCGGUUCUGGUUUACUUGCUUCACUCCUUCCUGAAACAUUAAACACUCAACUACCAGAGUUUAUUGAAGACCUGGAAAAAAAAAGAAGAGAUGUUUCAAAAGAACCAGCUGUUGCAUCAUUAUCCAGCAAAAUGAAGUUUGACGAUGUCCUGGCAGAGGUCAAUGGCUUUGGGAGAUUCCAAAUAAGGACAGUCUUUUUGUUGGUAACUGCUCGCAUAACUUUGCCAUUCAACUUUCUUCUGAAUAACUUCAUUGGCGUCAUUCCCUCUCACCACUGCAACCUCAGCCCUCUGGACGAUGGUGGAUUUUUUGGGAAUUUAUCCCAGGAAGAGCAGCUCAUUGUCAGUAUACCUUUUCAGCCAGAUGGGAGUCCAGACUCCUGUCAGAUGUUUGUAGAGCCUCAGUAUCAUCUGUUGCUGAAUGCUUCCAAAAUGAAUGACCUUCCCACAAUGCCUUGCCAGAGUGGCUGGGUGUACGACAACACCACCUUUAAGUCCACUCUGGCCACAGAGUGGGAUCUGGUUUGUGAUAAGAAAAGUGUGAACAGAGCUACAGCCACCAUCUUCUUCAUAGGGGUCAUGAUUGGAGCAGCAGUUUUUGGAUAUCUCAGUGACAGGUUCGGUCGCAAAAGAACGCUUCUUGUGUCCUAUGUCAUCACCACCCUUUGUGGUUUCGCGACCGCUUUCUCGUAUAAUUUUCCCAUGUUCGCAGCCAUGAGGUUUCUAACUGGAUUCGGAAUUUCUGGAAUAAGCCUGGUCUCCUUCGUCCUUUGUGCAGAAUGGGUGGACAUCAAACAUCGCACUUACGUGUGUGUUUUGAUGAGCUUGGACUGGAGCUUCUCCACUGUCAUAUUACCCGGUUUGGCUUAUGCUAUGAAUGACUGGCGGCAACUGACGGCCGCUGUGACCUCUCCUCUUUUGGUGGCUAUGAUGUGUUGGCGUUCGCUCCCAGAGUCUGCCAGGUGGUUGAUAAGCAACGGGAAAGUGAAGAGUGCUCACUUUCACCUGACUGAGUGUGCUAAGGUCAACCACAGGGAGAAGUUCCUGGCUGACCUGAAGCCGGAGGUUCUGUCCAAAGUAAUCGUUGUAGAAAAUGAAGGUAGAACAUAUUCCUACGUGGACCUCGUAAGGACCCCAAAAAUGAGGCAGCUGACUCUUCUUACAGGAAUUGUGUUUGGAGUGGCCUGUACUUACUAUGGAAUCAGCUUGAACGUCACUGGGUUUGGAGUGAACAUUUAUCUCACACAGUUCAUCUACGGGGUAACAGAGGUUCCAGCAAAAGCCUUCAUCAUUUUCUUUUUGAACAAGAUAGGCCGGAGGUUGACUCAGGCGGGGACGCUCUUUCUGACGGGACUGUGUAUAUUCUGCAACAUGUUCAUCCCUCAAGAUCAGUGGACAGGAAAAACCACUGUUGGGGCUUUGGGCAAGAUGUUUGCAGAAGCAGCUUUUACGACCGUAUUCCUGUACACAACAGAGCUUUUCCCGACAGUCAUGAGGCAAAACGGUUUGGGUUACUGCUCCUUCAUGGCCCGUGUAGGCGUGUCUGUAUGCCCCCUGAUGAUGAUGCUUGACGAUGUUUGGCUCCUCCUCCCAAGUACCCUCUUCACCUUGGUGGCUGCUACUGCUGCGCUGUCUGCUUCUUUUCUGCCUGAGACGAAAAAUGUCCAUCUACCAGAAACCAUUGAGGACGUAGAGCAGACGAGUUUCCUCGGUCGCUUCACGCUUCCCUGCCACUUCAUGCUGAACAAUUUCAUAGCGGCUGUUCCUGCUCACCACUGUGACAUCAGCUCUCUGGAUGAUGGAGGUAUUUUCAAGAACUUAACCCAGACACAGAGGCUCACUGUGGGCAUUCCAGUCCAGCAGGACGGGACUCGCAGCUCGUGUCAAAUGUUCGUGGAGCCUCAGUAUCACCUGCUGUUGAAUUCCUCCAACACUACUGACAUACCCACUGUGCCGUGCCAGAAUGGAUGGGUGUACGAUAAGACUACCUUCAAGUCGACUCUGACCUCCCAGUGGGACCUUGUGUGUGACAGCCGCGGGAAAAACAGAGCGACAGCCACCAUCUUCUUUAUCGGAGUCAUGUUUGGAGCCAUGUCCUUUGGAAGUCUGAGUGACAGAUUUGGACGAAGGAUCAUGCUGCUGGUGUCAUAUGUGACUGGAAUGCUCUUUGCUAUUGCAAGUGCUUUUUCCACCACCUAUGUGAUGUUUGCAGUGCUGAGGUUCUUCACUGGGUUUUGCAUCACUGGCAUUGUCAUCAUCUCAGCAGUCCUAAGUGUAGAAUGGGUGGACAUCGAGCACAGAAAGCUGGUGGGGGUGAUUGACAGCUUGUCCUGGACAUUUGGGAACAUAGCAUUUCCGACCAUUGCUUACUUUGUGACUGACUGGCGAUGGCUGACUCUUACUGUGACAUCACCUUUAAUCUUGGCCAUCAUCUCUUGGAGGUGGAUGCCAGAAUCAGCUCGGUGGCUAAUUGCCAAUGGAAAGCUGGACCGGGCUCAGAUGUAUCUGAAGAAAUGUGCCAAAAUGAAUAAAACAGAAGAUUUGGAUCAUACACUUAAAAAAGAGACAUUAUCCACAAUUGUCGUAACUGAUGAGAAAGACCGAACAUAUUCCUACUUUGACCUGAUUCGAACACCAAAGAUGAGGAGGCUGGCCCUCCGCACCGGUACAUUAUGGUUUUGCGUGGCUACUGCAUUUUAUGGCAUCAGCUUCAACAUCACAGGCUUUGGACUAAAUAUGUAUCUCACUCAAUUCACCUAUGCCUUAAUUGAGCUCCCAGCCAAAGUGUCAGUUUACUAUUUACUGGACAAGAUAGGCAGGCGUUCCACUGAGAUGGGAGCUCUGCUAUUGGCUGGACUCUGUCUGGGAAUCAACAUUUUUAUACCAAAAGAUAUGGCUGUUCCUAGAACAGUUGUUGCCGUCAUUGGAAAAGGCUUUUCUUCAGCCUCCUUUGCAACAGUUGUGCUCUACAGCUCUGAACUCUAUCCUACUGUUGUGAGGCAGAACGGAAUGGGUUAUAACUCCUUCAUGGCUCGGUUUGGCGUCGCCGUGGCCCCUUUGAUCCUCUUGCUGGAUGAGUUCUGGAAAGACCUGCCGCAGGUGGUGUUGUGCUCGGUGGCGUUGCUGGGAGGAAUGGUGGCGAGGACGCUGGCGGAGACACGCAACAGAUGCCUGCCAGAGACCAUAGAGGAUAUCGAGCAGAUGUGG